GCCAUCCCCACACCACAGACACAUUUCCUCAAGGCCGAAUUCUUCAGCAAGGCCGGCCGGCCGGCCAGCCAAUGAAACCUCUCCUUUGUACAGAAUGCAGAAAUUAUUUUCCCUCUAUUCAGAAUGGACAGAAAAGAGGAGAGAUGCGAAGGACACAUUGGCCCGAGGUGCAGUCAUCCCAGUACCGCAUCGGCCAGCUGUACAUGAUCAGCAAGCACAGCCACGAGCAGAGCGACCGGGGCGAGGGCGUGGAGGUGGUGCAGAACGAGCCCUUCGAGGACCCCGCGCACGGCCAGGGCCAGUUCACCGAGAAGCGCGUUUACCUGAACAGCAAACUCCCCAGCUGGGCCCGAGCCGUGGUCCCCAAAAUCUUCUACGUGACAGAGAAGGCCUGGAACUACUACCCUUACACCAUCACAGAGUACACGUGUUCCUUCUUGCCAAAGUUCUCCAUUCAUAUAGAAACAAAAUACGAGGACAACAAAGGCUCAAAUGACAAUAUCUUCGACAGCGAGGCCAAGGACGUGGAGCGGGAGGUGUGCUUCGUGGACAUCGCCUACGACGAGAUUCCCGAGCGAUACUACAAGGAGUCCGAGGACCUGCGCUACUUCAAGUCGGAGAAGACGUCGCGGGGCCUGCUGCAGGAGGGCUGGCGGGACACGCAGGAGCCCAUCAUGUGCUCCUACAAGCUGGUGACCGUCAAGUUCGAGGUGUGGGGCCUGCAGACGCGCGUGGAGCAGUUUGUGCACAAGGUUGUGCGGGACGUCCUGCUCCUGGGGCACAGGCAGGCCUUCGCCUGGGUGGACGAGUGGAUCGACAUGACGAUGGAUGAGGUGAGAGAAUUCGAACGGGCCACCCAAGAAGCCACCAACAAGAAGAUUGGGAUUUUCCCCCCGGUGAUCUCCAUCAGCGAGACCCCCCUGCCGUCCUGUGCCCGCACCGGCCCCUCCAGCGCCCCCUCCACCCCCCUCUCCACCGAGGCGCCCGAGUUCCUCUCCGUGCCCAAGGAUCGCCCCCGCAAGAAGUCGGCCCCCGAGACUCUCACCCUGCCCGACCCCGCCAGGAAGGAGUCUUCCGGCUUCCGCCUCCCCACCCUGUACCCCUGGCACUCCAGCACCAAUCAGAACGAGUGACGGGCUCUGGCCCCUCCCACCUCCUCCUCCUCCUCCUCCUCCUCCUCCUCCUCCUCCUCCUCUUCAAAUGAAUCCCACGCCCACGCCCGCGCCCACGCCUGUCUGCCCCAUAGCCCCAUUGUAAAUCCUUAAAGCCACAGGCAGUGCGUAAAAUAGCCAGUCCUGAAACUUGCGCGGGGUGAUUUCUCGGGUCACAAUAAACUCGCCGGCUGUGCCGCCAGCAGUCGUCCCCCAAAAUCUCACGGGCCGUCCCCCUCCAGUCAUCCCACAGCUCUACAGGUGGUGUUUCAGUUGCGAAUUCCCAAACUGAUAGGCGAUGUUCCAAUCAUCAUCCCCUCCCCCCCCCCCCCCCAAAAAAAAACAACAAAAAAAAAGCUCCCUGGCCGUGUCCCGGUUCCUCUUGCCCAAGCAUUCUGGGAGUGCCUCUGCCCUCUGCGCAGACCCGGCUGGGGUGUGCCGAAUCAGACCCCUUUCAGAUGGCUGCUCGUCUGGCGUCAAGGAACCAGCAGGGUGCGCAAAGCGGUCUGAUUCAGCGAAACGCUCCAGCCGUUUGCCAAGAGAAUUUGCAUUAAAUGUUCUGUGUUCUUUUCCUUACGUGUGCUCUUUCUUUUUUUUUUUCUUUCUUUCCCCCAGAAAGCCUUGACUUAUAAUACACUUGAAGCCCAGAAUGUUCUAGUUUAAACAAACGACUGUUCUCUCAUUAAAAAUUUCUUCUCAAUCACGCAAAACUUUGAAAGCAGAUGCCCUACGUGUGGAGCUUAGGCCCGGGUCGUCCUGGCGACGCGGCGUUGCGUACGCUGCCGGCGAUCUGCGUUUAUACCUGCCGCAGUGCGAACGCGGCGUGAAUGAAAGGGUUAAUCGCGGGAGGUAGAAUCAUCGCGAGCGUCCCGUCGGCUCGGGAACGCGCGCCCUUAACGCGAGGGGCGGCGUCGGUCCGCGUCGCGCGACGUGCCCGCCCGGCGUGUCUGAAAGUGGCGGGGUUUUGUCUGCGAAGCGUGCGCGGCGGUUUUGUUCAGGAGCUCUUCUGCUAUCCGCGUCCGCCCUCUCUGUCCUUUGGCUCCUUCCUCUCAGCUCAGAUCUGAAAGCUCGCGGAGAAAAAAUCGUACAAUCACCGAUCGAGACGACGGCACUCAGGUCUGCUCUAACCUUCUGCCUCAUGGAUGCUUUUGAUACACAAAGCAAAAAAAAAAAAAAACCUGCCUCUCUCUUACUCGCUGGUUUUAACAAUAUUUACUCAAGUUGUAUUUUUCUACACGUACCGACAUAUCAGUAUACGUUCACACGUACCGGGUCCUGGUAGGUUUAUACCCAACACACAACCACACAGAAGGGAGGAGCGUGUAAAAAAACGAAUGUUGAAGGCAUGUGGUGAACAUCGAGAGCCGGCGAAUCGUAUUACAUCGUUUGAAAGGGACGGAUGUAAAAAUAAACAUGCCUUUGAGGCUCUGUUCUCAGAUCCCAGGCGGGAGAGUGUAUUGGAAAAAUGGCACAUGAACUACUGUGAACGUUUCUGUAAUACACGGAGAAUCUCGUCGAAGCUUGAACUCUAAACGGGAAUCUCUGUUCCUGUCAUCACCUUGGUCACGUAGGACAUAUGAGUAAUGUGAAUAUUGUGAUCAUAGCGAGGGAACUUAACUUUGUCCCUUUUUUAAAUAAUCAGUAUGAGUUUAUCAACAGAGGUGGAAAAUCCAGAUUCAGAAAGUAAAAGUCCUCUCCAGUGUUUUGUUCCAAUCAGCUGGAUUUGCUAAUUAGCAUAAUUCUUCAUUGGAGGAUGUACAAUUAAUUAGCGAAAUCAGCUAGCUGAGUUCAUGGGUGGAAGAACCAUAUGGCAGGACUUUUACUUUCUGACACCUGGGCUUUCCACCUCUGUUUAUCGAUAAUAAUCAACAGAAAUACUUGUAUAUGAUGAAGUCUAAAGUCAUUUAACUGCAUCUAUGAAUGAAGCAGGAAUGCCCUGCUCACACAGAAAAGAGUAAAUGUAAGUGGGUUAUGGGUACAGUGGAGGGAGUUUAAGGGACAGGGAGAUGAAGGGGAAGGACAGGAGACAGUAGUGAGACCCUUUGCACACCUGUCUCACGCUCCUGGGUAAUUUCACACCGUUUGCCCUCUUUGGAAUGCCAGUUGACAUUGCUUGCCGUGUACCAGUUUUGAUGGCUGAGAAAAUAUUUACGAAUCGGUCACAUUGCUAAUUAGCCGCGCCAAUAACUUUUUUUUGUGCAUUUUUGGAUACCGUGGAGGAAAUGGCGGAAUAUGUAAGCUUGUACUAAAGGAAUGCUUUUUAGGUAAGAUUCUGUUACCUUACAAACAUUUUAAUUCCAGUGGUGGAUUCUUAAUGCCGCAUGAAAUAUUUUAAAAUGGUAUAUAUACUGUUAAAACGGAUUAGUUGGUGAUGCCUAACGAAAACGUUUGUAAAAAAAAAAAAAAAAAAUACUGAAUGCAAGCUGAUUGGCUGCCUAGUUACCCCUUGUAUUAUAAGUGAUGCAGCAGCUUUUCAAAUGAAAGUGAGCAUGCUCCAAGACUACAGUUCUCCACUUAGUGCCUCAGCAUGCGAAAGUGUAUCUACAGACCUGUAUACCAAAUUUGUAGCAUAUUUGUAUAAUCCUUACUUAAUGAAUUUGUUUAAACACUGGGCAGCAAAGCUCUUCUCAGUUUUUUAGUGCAAUGAGAAAUUGGAGCACUGCUUAUCAUUUUAAGACAUGCCAUGCCAUGCCAAACACAUACAUUGGAACCGAGAGCCAGUAACUGAACGAUUACCUUCUUAAGUCAUUUUUUAAAACUUAUUAGAACUUUGGAGACCCUGUUUUUUCUUCGCCUACGGCAAAUUGGCAAAUCUGAAAAAAAAAAAAAAAAAACCUGUCGAGUUUAGGACACAGUUAAUAAGAACCUAUUUCUACCAUCUUAAUCUUGUCAGAUGCUCAUUUUGGGGCAGGUUCGUUUCCAUUUGGGCGCCUUGUAAUUUGUGUAGCAGCUAGGACAAAACGUAAUAAUUGAACUGACCAAUGAGACAGCAGUAGUGUGAUGAGAGAUUUAUUCACACAGUUAUGAUCACCUACAGGGUUGGGCCUUGAUUAAAAAAAUGUCCAAUGAACAAUCCCUGUUUUUAUAUGAAUGAAAUUGUUGUCCUCUCAAAUCUCUGGCAUAGACUCCUUUCUUUUUUUUUUUUGAAGAUAGCCUUAUUUGCACCACACGUGUGUUUUCCCCUUGAGAAUGUCAACAUUUUGUUUCAAGUUUUAGUUCAUAUGCUUGGUUAUAAUGACUGACAAGGUAAAUACACGAUAAUUAAUCAUAUGAUAUGAAACAACUAUGACUUAGUUAUGAUUAGGUCAUGUAAAUAGUUUUUGCGUGAGAUUCUCAGUUCUGUUUUUGCAUUGUUCUAUACAAUUUUGAAUAUUCUGUGUCUUACGCUUGGAUAUGAAAUUAAGCAUUUGAUUUGUUCUUGUUUUGACAUCUAAAAGCAGGACUGGGUGGAUUCAUGGAGGGUUACCUCCCUUUCUAUUCCUGAGUUGUUGUUUUUGUUUUUAGAUUCAUAUUAGUUGUUCCUACAACAGUAAUCAUAAUAGUAUCCAGAAAUCAGCUGUUAUUAUUGUGUUAGUGAACUUCCAGAAAACGGUGAUCAAAAAUAAAGGAAAGCCAUCAUUAAGUGGUUUGACAACCAUUGGUAUUGCUCAGAGGUUUAUUGAAACUACACUCAGAACUUUGAGAAGCUGUCGCAUGGAAUAAUAACACAGGGUGGUUAAUAGAUACUUGAGCACAUGGAGGGUGGAAUCUUCUAUUUUAAAGCUUCUGUCUGUUUGGUCAGUAUUACAAAAAAAAAACUGUAUUUUUGUACAUUGACUUGGUUAAAGAUGGAUAACUGAAUCAAGAAUUUAACAAGAUGACGGACGUUUCACUGCAGCUUAUUUGAUAUCUGAUUUGUCUUUAAACUUGAUUGCUUUCAGUUUACCAGAAAAAUUGAAAUGUAAAAUUAUAUAUGGUAUAAUGUAUAUGGUAUAUAUAAUAUAUACAUAUGUGUGUAUGUGUGCCUGUGUGUGUGUGUGUGUGUGCGUGUGUGGGUGCAUGGGUGCGUGCCUGCAUGUGUGUGUGUGUGUGUGUGUGUGUGCGUGAUUGGAGAAAGUAUGUAACUGUCAUUUCUUUCAUUUAUGCUGAUUUUUACUUUUAUUUGUUUUUUACAGGGUUUGCCUGAUUUCAAUUUUGUCUAUUUUUAUAGUGAGUACCGCUGUGGUUAGAGUUUUGUGUUGCUGUAUCUUUUAAUUAUAUGGCAAAUUAAAUAAAAGGACCAAGCUUUUAGUGUCAUUGUUAAUGCGGCUGGAUACGCCAGGCUGCUGUGGUGUUUUCUCAGAAGUGCCAUCCUUGUUCGGCUGCUGGAAGUCGCUCUGGGUUCUUCCAUUUCGAGUCAUUUUUAUCGCUUAUGUGUUUUUUUCUGUUUUGUUGUUGUAAUUAUCUUACAUUUUUCUUAAAUCUUGUAGUAAAUAAAGGUUACUUGCAGUUG
Anguilla rostrata (American eel) is the source of this 5622-nucleotide messenger RNA. RefSeq names its product cytoplasmic phosphatidylinositol transfer protein 1-like. Gene Ontology annotation, molecular function: phosphatidylinositol transfer activity; phosphatidylinositol binding. The record is from RefSeq and is a predicted model, not a curated record. Bases 72 to 1133 code for a protein of 353 amino acids. The transcript is spliced from 9 exons. Gene Ontology annotation, cellular component: cytoplasm. Gene Ontology annotation, biological process: phospholipid transport. NCBI's taxonomy places the organism in Eukaryota, Metazoa, Chordata, Actinopteri, Anguilliformes, Anguillidae.